Molecule: messenger RNA, 1005 nt
Organism: Paramisgurnus dabryanus
Lineage: Eukaryota; Metazoa; Chordata; Actinopteri; Cypriniformes; Cobitidae
Source: RefSeq, a predicted model, not a curated record
AUGUCCCACUCUUCCAAGCCUCGAUCCCACCCUUGUGGUCUUUGUGACAAGUCUACUGCCCAGGAAUCAACGGUCAACAGGCACCAGCGAGGGCAUGGUGAAGAGAAACCCUACAAAUGCCCAUACUGCAACAAAAGUUUUAGCCAUUCUUCUGGUUUGGUUCUGCAUAAACGGACCCAUGCUGCGGAGAAGCCUCAUACCUGCCGUAUUUGCAGCAAGACAUUCAUUUCCUCUUCUCAUCUGACGCUCCACAUGCGCUCACACACCGGAGAGAGGAAGUACAAAUGUGGCGUAUGCUCAAAAAUGUUCAUGCAGUCGUCCCAACUUAUGUGUCACAAGGCCAUCCACUCAGGCGAGAAACCAUUCAAAUGUCCAGACUGCAACAAGUGCUUUGGCCGAGCCUCACACUUGAAAACCCAUCAGAGGCUGCACACGGGUGAAAAGCCUUUUAAGUGUACACAGUGUGAUAAAGCUUUUAUACAAAAAGCCGGACUUGUAGUUCACAUGCGCCUGCACACAGGCGAGAGGCCUUUUAAAUGCGAAAAGUGUGGGAAGGGCUUCCGCACAUCAACUCACCUGCUGAACCAUCAGGCUCUGGAGUUAAGUGAGAGCAGGUACGUCUGUGCCACGUGCGAAAAAGGCUUCAGGUCAAUGUCAAUGUUAAAACAACAUGAAAAAAGCCACCAGACGCUCUGCUGUAGCGUGUGCUCGGGAGCCUUCGCACAAUCCUCAUAUCUGCAGCUGAAACUGCACAUACGCAACGGAGAGCAUCUCUACCAUUGCAAGGUGUGCAACAAGACGUUUAUAAAGAUGUCCACCUUCGAGAAACACUGCGUAAAGCACCAGAUGCAGACGGAUGAAGGAGAGGCCGAGUGCGAAGAAGAGAAAGCUGGGGAUGAUCCCCUAUUUCAGCCUUUUGUCACAGAUUCCUCAACAUCCUCGAAAUCAGAAGUCAACACACGUUCCAAAACAAGAGCAAAAAUUAGGAGUAAAAUGGAAAACUGA